AUGGUGUUUGGGGAGCAUCAGAGGCAACUCACCAAGGCGUGGUCCUACAAGACCGGCGAGAGCGUCGCCAUCAAGACCCUCAGCUCGAGCAGCCAUGACGCGGUCUGGCGGGAGGCCGACCUCCUCAGGGCGUGCCAUGGCCACCUCAACAUCUUCCAGCUGCGGGCCAUGUCCUUCGACCGCAGCGCCGACAGGCUCUCCCUCGUGAUGGAGUACGUCGGGCCAAGCCUCCACGACGUCCUCCACCGCGCCCGCCGCGGCUGCCCGUUCCAGGAGGAUGUGGUGCGCUACCUCAUGCGGCAGCUUCUGAGCGGCGCCGACCACAUGCACCGGCUGUGCCACGUCGUCCACCGGGACAUCAAGCCCGAGAACGUCCUCAUCGGCGACGGCGUCAAGAUAUGCGACUUCGGGCUCGCCAUGCACAUGUCCCAGUCCCCGCCGUACGGCCACCAUGGCACGCGCAGCUACAUGGCGCCGGAGAUCCUCCUGGGGAAGCCCGACUACGACGCCACCGUGGACGCCUGGUCGCUGGGCUGCGUCAUGGCCGAGCUCCUCCUAGGCGAGAGGCUCUUUGGCCGCGCGGCGGACGACGCCGACCAGCUCCUCAGGAUCUUCUACAUACUUGGCGUGCCGGACCAGAUCUCCUGGCCGUCCUACAACUCCAUGCCGCUCGCCGGCGAGCUGGUGGCGCCGCCGAGCAUCCCCCACCGCAACAGGCUGCGCGAGGUGUUUCUAGAGGACUGCCUGUCCAGACAAGGCUUCCAAGUAUUGAGCGGCCUCCUCUCCUGCGACGCAGGCAAGAGGCUGUCGGCGGCUGACGCCCUCGAGCUUCCAUGGUUCACCUCCAACUAG
Molecule: messenger RNA, 852 nt
Organism: Triticum dicoccoides
Lineage: Eukaryota; Viridiplantae; Streptophyta; Magnoliopsida; Poales; Poaceae
Product: putative cyclin-dependent kinase F-2
Exons: 2
Coding region: 1-852 (283 amino acids)
Biological process (GO): regulation of mitotic cell cycle; protein phosphorylation
Cellular component (GO): nucleus
Molecular function (GO): ATP binding; protein serine/threonine kinase activity
Source: RefSeq, a predicted model, not a curated record